AUUUCCGAUCUUUUCACUCUGCGAUUUCUCGCUGAUAUUUAUAUUAGAGGCCUUCCUGUAAUCGACAUUUUUCUGUGUUUUGAAGCUUUUUGAGGCUAUCGAAGAUGGAAUUGCCGGUCCGGUGAGGUGUCGGGGAAGAGUGAGUCGCCGGAGAUCUCUCUAUCAGAUCUGGGCAGGUUGUUUAGGCUGUCUGAAGAUAAAGAAAACUGUACAGAAAGUGUUUAUGGUGUCCAGAUGAUCAGAACUGAUGCUAUUGGCAGUGGAAGGAGGAGGGUUCUUCUCUUCUUCAGCUUCGGGGUAUAGCAAGGGCCUGACCCUUCUUCUCUUGGGUCAGAAGAACGAAGAGAAACCCAUGAAAGUAUCUCCGUGGAAUCAAUACCAGUUAGUGGACCAAGAAUCCGAUCCUGAUCUCCAGCUGGCUUCUGGGAAGGACCGGCUUGUCCGCGGUUGCGCCUCCUUUGUUUGCUUUGGUCGCCCUGCAGCAAGACUUGAGAGCCAAUCUACUCUUAAAGUGGGACCUACCCAACAGCAGAGUGCCUUGCCUGGGUUUCCUGUUUCUGAGAAGGGCAAGGACCAUAUCCAUUCCACCGAUCUUGUGGGCAAUGACGAUAGCACGAAAAAGAUUGCUCUUAAGAGUAACUUGAAGAAGCCAACCAGUAUCAUUCCAGUUUUGGGUGCUUCUGGUAAUGAAUGUGAGGUAUUAUUUGAAAAGGAUAACGAUGUCCCUGGUCAUAUUGGAACGAGGAAAGUGCAGUGGACAGAUGCAUCUGGGGGAGAGCUUACAGAGAUCCGGGAAUUUGAGCCCAGUGACGAUGGUGGAUCAGAUGACGAAUUUGACGAUGGGAGUAAAAGGGCUUGUGCAUGCAGGAUUAUGUAG
Ilex paraguariensis (yerba mate) is the source of this 877-nucleotide messenger RNA. The record is from the annotation of a GenBank genome assembly. Lineage: Eukaryota; Viridiplantae; Streptophyta; Magnoliopsida; Aquifoliales; Aquifoliaceae.